This is a messenger RNA of Charadrius vociferus (killdeer), 6465 nucleotides long. It is a transcript of the gene DOCK9, whose product is annotated as dedicator of cytokinesis 9. The record is from RefSeq and is a predicted model, not a curated record. Gene Ontology annotation, biological process: positive regulation of GTPase activity; small GTPase-mediated signal transduction. The coding region runs from base 1 to 6312 and encodes 2103 amino acids. Gene Ontology annotation, molecular function: guanyl-nucleotide exchange factor activity. Lineage: Eukaryota; Metazoa; Chordata; Aves; Charadriiformes; Charadriidae. The transcript has 55 exons.
AUGCAGGCAAGAACAAACAGAAAUCCUAAGAAAGAGCUUAUUAUAGAGUCUCCGCAGCAGUGCAAGGAUGCAGGUCCUUGUGAAGUAGAAGUGGAGAGUCCUGUGGUGGUGCUGGCAAAACCAAAGCUCAUAGAACCAAUAGACUACGAAAAUGUCAUCGUUCAGAGGAAAACACAGAUUUUGAAUGAUGCUUUACGUGAGAUGCUACUGUUCCCUUAUGAUGACUUUCAGACAGCAUUAUUGAAACGACAGAGUCGAUACAUUCGUUCAACAGUUCCUGAAAAUGCAGAGAAGGAAGCUCAAAGCUUGUUUGUAACUGAGUGCAUUAAAACCUACAAUUCAGACUGGCAUGUUGUUAACUAUAGAUAUGAAGAUUACUCAGGAGAGUUUCGACAGCUUCCAAAUAAAGGGACAAAACCAGAGAAGCUUCCAGUUCACUUGUAUGAAGUGGAUGAAGAAGCAGAUAAAGAUGAGGAUGCAGCAUCUCUUGGGUCUCAGAAGGGUGGAAUAACAAAACAAGGAUGGUUGUACAAAGGCAAUAUGAACAGUGCAAUCAGCGUGACAAUGAGAUCAUUUAAAAGAAGAUUUUUCCACUUAAUCCAACUUGGUGAUGGAUCCUAUAAUCUCAAUUUCUACAAAGAUGAAAAAAUAUCAAAAGAACCUAAAGGAUCAAUAUUUCUAGAUUCAUGCAUGGGAGUGGUUCAGAACAACAAAGUCAGACGUUUUGCGUUCGAGCUCAAGAUGCAAGACAAGAGCAGUUACCUUUUAGCUGCAGAUAGUGAACUUGAAAUGGAAGAAUGGAUAAACACUCUGAACAAAAUCCUACAGCUUAACUUUGAGGCUGCAAUGCAAGAAAAAAGAAAUGGAGAGUCUCACGAAGAUGAUGAUCAAAGCAAAAUGGAAAGCUCAUCAAGUAGUUUUGAUAACUACUAUCCUGAAAUUGCCAAGAGUACCAGAGAAGCAGAAAUCAAGUUGAAAAGUGAAAGCAGAGUUAAACUUUUUGCCUUGGAUCCAGAUGCACAGAAACUUGACUUUUCUGGUGUUGAGCCAGAAGUGAAGCCAUUUGAAGAGAAAUUUGGAAAAAAAAUUCUUGUGAAGUGUAACGAUUUAUCUUUUAAUUUGCAAAGCUGCGUUGCAGAAAAUGAAGAAGGGCCAACAACCAAUGUAGAACCUUUCUUUGUCACGUUAUCACUAUUUGAUAUUAAACACAACCGGAAAAUUUCAGCAGAUUUCCAUGUUGAUUUGAACCACGCCUCAGUAAGGCACAUGAUAUCCAGUGCAGCUCAACAAAUGAUGAAUGGCAGUGGUGAUAGCUUACACGGAAUUCAAGACGUUCAUGAAACUGUGUUACAAUACCCAAAGCAGGGAAUAUUCUCAGUCACGUGUCCUCACACUGACAUUUUCCUCGUGGCUAGAAUAGAAAAAGUAUUACAGGGAAGUAUUACACAUUGUGCUGAACCAUAUAUGAAAAGUUCAGAUUCUUCGAAGGUUGCACAGAAAGUUUUGAAAAACGCAAAGCAGGCAUGCCAGAGAUUAGGUCAAUAUAGAAUGCCUUUUGCCUGGGCAGCUAGGACGCUGUUUAAAGAUGCCUCAGGAACCCUGGACAAAAAUGCAAGAUUUUCUCCUCUCUUCAGACAAGACAGUAAUAAACUUUCAAAUGAAGAUAUGCUGAAAUUGUUAGCAGAUUUCAGGAAACCUGAAAAGAUGGCCAAACUUCCUGUUAUUUUAGGAAAUCUGGAUGUUACAAUUGAUAAUGUGUCACCAGAUUUUCCAAAUUAUGUUAACUCAUCAUACAUUCCCAUGAAACAGUUUGAAAACAGUACCAAGACACUAAUAACAUUUGAAAUAGAGGAAUUUGUUCCAUGUAUACCAAAACACACUCAGCCUUUCACCAUCUACAACAAUCAUCUUUAUGUUUAUCCAAAGCACUUGAAAUAUGACAGUCAAAAGUCUUUUGCAAAGGCUAGAAAUAUUGCGGUAUGCAUUGAGUUCAAGGAUUCUGAUGAAGAGGAUUCUUUGCCUUUAAAGUGUAUCUAUGGUAGGCCAGGUGGACCAGUAUUUACUAGAAGCGCGUUUGCUGCUGUUUUGCACCACCAUCAAAAUCCGGAGUUUUAUGAUGAGAUUAAAAUAGAAUUGCCCACUCAGUUACAUGAAAAGCACCAUUUGUUGUUCACCUUCUACCAUGUCAGCUGUGACAAUUCAAGCAAAGGGAGUACAAAGAAGAAAGAUGUUGUUGAAACACAAGUUGGGUAUUCUUGGCUUCCUCUAAUAAAGGAUGGAAGAGUGGUGACCAAUGAGCAACACAUCCCAGUGUCAGCAAAUCUUCCAUCAGGCUAUCUUAGUUAUCAAGAAGUGGGGGUUGGAAAGCAUUCUGGUCCUGAAAUUAAAUGGGUAGAUGGAGGCAAACAACUGUUAAAAAUAUCCACUCAUCUGGUGUCCACUGUGUAUACACAGGACCAACACUUGCAUAAUUUUUUUCAGUACUGUCAGAAAACAGAGUCUGGAGCGCGUGCACUAGGAACUGAUCUUGUAAAAUAUCUGAAGAGCCUUCAUGCUAUGGAAGGCCAUGUGAUGAUAGCUUUCCUGCCUACUGUUCUAAAUCAGUUGUUUAGAGUUCUCACUAGAGCAACUCAAGAGGAAGUUGCAGUCAAUGUGACAAGGGUUAUUAUCCAUAUUGUUGCUCAGUGUCAUGAAGAAGGCUUGGAUAGCUACUUGAGGUCUUAUGUCAAGUAUGCUUAUAAAGCUGAACCCUAUGUUGCUUCUGAGUAUAAGACAGUACAUGAAGAACUGACAAAAUCCAUGACAACAAUUUUAAAGCCAUCUGCUGACUUUCUUACAAGCAACAAACUGCUUAAGUAUUCAUGGUUUUUCUUUGAAGUUCUGAUAAAAUCAAUGGCUCAGCAUUUGAUAGAAAACUCUAAAGUGAAGCUGUUGCGAAACCAGAGAUUUUCCGCUUCCUUUCAUCAUGCGGUUGAAACAGUUGUUAAUAUGCUAAUGCCACACAUCACUCAGAAGUACAGAGACAAUCCAGAGGCUUCAAAAAAUGCAAACCAUAGCCUUGCUGCCUUUAUAAAAAGGUGUUUUACUUUUAUGGAUAGAGGCUUUGUUUUCAAGCAAAUCAAUAACUACAUCAGCUGCUUUGCCCCAGGAGAUCCGAAGACUCUUUUCGAGUUCAAAUUUGAAUUUCUUCGUGUAGUCUGUAAUCAUGAGCACUACAUACCUUUGAAUCUACCAAUGCCAUUUGGAAAAGGCAGAGUUCAGAGAUACCAAGACCUUCACCUGGACUAUUCAUUAACUGAUGAGUUCUGUAAAAAUCACUUCCUAGUGGGACUGCUUCUAAGGGAGGUGGGCAAUGCACUACAAGAGUUCAGAGACGUGAGGCAGAUUGCUAUCAGUGUACUCAAGAAUUUGAUGAUAAAGCAUUCUUUUGAUGAUAGAUAUGCUUCCAGGAGCCAUCAAGCAAGAAUAGCCACUAUGUAUUUGCCGCUCUUCGGACUGCUCAUAGAAAAUGUUCAGCGAAUCAAUGUUAAAGAUGUGUCUCCAUUUCCUGUUAACCCUUCCAGCAAUAGUGCAAAGGAUGAUGCACUUAAUUUGCCAACUGCAAGUCAGCUAGUAACACCACAAAAAUCAGGAAACACAUUGGAUAACAAUCUUCCUAAAGAUCUGUUUGGUGUUAUCUCUGGCAUUGCUUCCCCAUACACCACAUCAACUCCAAAUAUCAAUAGCGUGAGGAACGCUGACUCAAGAGGCUCUCUUAUAAGCACAGACUCAGGAAACAGUCUCCCAGAAAGACAAAGUGACAAGAGCAAUUCCCUUGACAAGAACCAACAGAGCAGCACUUUAGGAGGUUCUGUAGUUCGAUAUGACAAACUUGACCAAGCAGAGAUCAAAAGUCUGCUCAUGUGUUUCCUUCAUAUUUUAAGAAGUAUGUCAGAAGACGCAUUGUUUACAUAUUGGAACAAGGCUACAAAAUCUGAACUCAUGGACUUUUUCACGAUUACAGAAGUAUGCUUACAUCAGUUCCAGUACAUGGGAAAACGAUACAUAGCCAGGAACCAGGAGGGGUUGGGAUCCAUAGUUCAUGAUCGAAAAUCUCAGACAUUGCCUGUUUCCCGUAACAGAACAGGAAUGAUGCAUGCCAGAUUGCAGCAGCUGAGCAGCCUGGAUAACUCUCUCACUUUUAACCACAGCUAUGGACAUUCAGAUGCAGAUGUUCUUCACCAGUCUUUACUUGAAGCAAAUAUUGCCACUGAAGUUUGCCUUACAAUUCUGGAUACUCUGUCAUUAUUCACAAUGGCUUUUAAGAAUCAACUACUGACUGAUCAUGGGCAUAAUCCACUGAUGAAGAAAGUAUUUGAUGUGUACCUCUGCUUCCUUCAAAAGAAUCAGUCUGAAACAGCAUUGAAAAAUGUCUUCAUAGCUUUAAGGGCACUUAUUUUCAAGUUUCCUUCUACAUUUUAUGAAGGUAGAGCUGAUAUGUGUUCUGCACUCUGCUAUGAAAUUCUGAAGUAUUGUAAUUCCAAACUGAGUUCAAUUCGUACUGAAGCUUCACAGUUACUGUACUUCUUAAUGAGAAAUAAUUUUGAUUACACAGGGAAGAAGUCUUUUGUUAGGACACAUCUGCAAGUUAUUAUUUCAGUAAGCCAGUUAAUUGCUGAUGUUGUUGGAAUUGGAGGAACUAGAUUUCAGCAGUCUCUUUCCAUCAUCAAUAAUUGUGCCAAUAAUGACAGGAUUAUAAAGCACACUACAUUCCCUUCUGAUGUUAAGGAUUUAACAAAACGGAUUCGUACAGUACUGAUGGCUACAGCUCAGAUGAAGGAGCAUGAGAAUGAUCCAGAAAUGCUUGUAGACCUCCAGUACAGUUUGGCAAAGUCUUAUGCUAGUACACCUGAACUACGGAAGACGUGGUUAGACAGCAUGGCAAGGAUCCAUGUUAAAAAUGGAGAUCUUUCAGAGGCGGCAAUGUGCUAUGUCCAUGUAGCAGCACUGGUUGCAGAGUAUCUCACGCGAAAAGGGAUGUUUAGGCAAGGGUGUACUGCUUUCAGAGUAAUCACACCUAAUAUAGAUGAAGAGGCUUCAAUGAUGGAGGAUGUUGGAAUGCAAGAUGUUCACUUCAAUGAAGAUGUGCUCAUGGAAUUGUUGGAGCAGUGUGCUGAUGGACUCUGGAAGGCAGAACGCUAUGAACUCAUUGCUGACAUAUAUAAACUUAUAAUUCCCAUUUAUGAAAAACGGAGAGAUUUUGAGAGGCUUGCUCAUUUAUAUGACACUCUUCAUCGAGCGUACAGUAAAGUAACAGAAGUUAUGCAUACCGGCAAGAGACUGCUGGGAACUUAUUUCAGGGUAGCGUUCUUUGGACAGGCAGCGCAAUACCAGUUUACAGACAGUGAAACAGAUGUUGAGGGAUUCUUUGAGGAUGAAGACGGAAAGGAAUAUAUCUAUAAAGAGCCUAAACUCACACCUCUUUCAGAAAUUUCCCAAAGACUCCAAAAACUCUACUCUGACAAAUUUGGAUCUGAAAAUGUCAAAAUGAUUCAGGAUUCCGGCAAAGUAAAUCCUAAGGAUUUGGAUUCGAAAUAUGCAUACAUUCAAGUUACACAUGUAAUUCCAUACUUUGAAGAAAAAGAGCUGCAAGAAAGAAAAACAGAUUUUGAAAGGACUCAUAACAUUCGUCGCUUUAUGUUUGAGAUGCCUUUUACUCAAGCUGGUAAAAGACAAGGAGGAGUAGAAGAACAGUGUAAGCGACGGACUAUUUUGACAGCUAUACAUUGUUUCCCAUAUGUGAAAAAGCGCAUUCCAGUAAUGUACCAGCACCAUACCGAUUUAAACCCAAUUGAGGUAGCCAUUGAUGAAAUGAGUAAAAAAGUUGCAGAACUUCGGCAGCUUUGCUCUUCAGCUGAAGUAGAUAUGAUCAAAUUGCAGCUGAAGCUACAAGGAAGUGUCAGUGUUCAGGUUAAUGCUGGUCCAUUAGCAUAUGCAAGAGCUUUCUUAGAUGACACAAACACCAAAAGAUAUCCAGACAAUAAAGUAAAGCUGCUAAAGGAAGUUUUUAGGCAAUUUGUUGAAGCUUGUGGUCAUGCUCUCGGUGUAAAUGAACGACUUAUAAAAGAAGAUCAGCUGGAAUAUCAAGAAGAAAUGAAGGCCAACUACAGAGAGAUGGCAAAAGAGCUUUCUGAAAUAAUGCAUGAACAAAUUACUCCGGUUGAAGAAAAGGCCAGCGUUAUGCCUAAUUCGCUACACAUUUUCAACGCCAUAAGUGGAACUCCGACAAGCACAACAGUUCAUGGGAUGCCCAGUUCUUCUUCAGUUGCAUGAUUGUUUUGUAAAGGAAAAGUAUGUUCGUUUGUUUUUUUGGUUUGGUUUUUUUUUUUUAAAGUAUGUGGAUUUGCUUCAUUGUGUGCAAACUCAGGAUGAUUUUGAAGCUAAAUGUUGGGCACGUGCAAACUGCGUAAUUCAUACGAAUGUCUG